AUGGAUUGCACUCUUCGCGAACUUACCUCGCUCAUCAAGGAGGUGAACCCAGACGCGCGACGUCGCGGCACGACCUUCGACUUCGCUAUAGUAGCACCUGAUCGUAUGAACAACCGCUACACCAUCCGCGACAUCGGAAACACCAUGAAUGGCCAGAGGGGCGUCGACGACGGAAAAUCGGUAAAAUAUCUUUCCUAUCUGUUUUUUUUUCUCAGUGAUUGUUCCCUUUCCAUGUGUAAGUUCGAGAUUGGAGACUUCAUCGAUGUGGCAAUCACAAUGCCUGGGGUUGGACCAGGACCGGUGAGAAGGUAUGGAUCAUUCGGUAUGAGGCGCAACGGAGAUGACUUCGAUAGGGAUAGAAGAAGGUUCAGUCCUGUUCGAGAAAGGUAUUGAAU
Molecule: messenger RNA, 395 nt
Organism: Cylicostephanus goldi
Lineage: Eukaryota; Metazoa; Nematoda; Chromadorea; Rhabditida; Strongylidae
Source: the annotation of a GenBank genome assembly